Messenger RNA from Coccinella septempunctata (seven-spotted ladybird), 4074 nucleotides. RefSeq names its product probable G-protein coupled receptor 158. The coding region runs from base 581 to 3508 and encodes 975 amino acids. Gene Ontology annotation, molecular function: G protein-coupled receptor activity. The record is from RefSeq and is a predicted model, not a curated record. Gene Ontology annotation, biological process: G protein-coupled receptor signaling pathway. The transcript has 12 exons. Gene Ontology annotation, cellular component: membrane. Lineage: Eukaryota; Metazoa; Arthropoda; Insecta; Coleoptera; Coccinellidae.
GUGUACUAGUGUACUUUCCAUACGAUCUUAAUUUCAUCAAGUUUUUUGUGAUUGAAAUAUAUAAUUUGUACCAAUGUAAUGUUCUGCUGAUAUCCUCCUCUCCAAAUUUGACAAUCUAUAAAUCGAGCCUCAUAAUUGGAAAUGAUCAGCAUAAAUCUCGCGAAGAGCCAACUCCUACUCGAUUCUUUCCGGAAAAACCUGGAUUCUAAUGAGCGCAAUUUCCAUUCUAUGACCAUUCCCAACAGCAAAGUUCUGGGUUGCGCGCCAGCGCUGAGGAAGCCGUCACGUGACGGGGCUUUCAAACCCCUAUCUCAACUUUCGCGCCACCCUCAGUUGCUCUCGGUGCGCGACCGAAUUUCUCACCUACCAGCCGUGCUUUUCCACCCGCUCCGGAAAGAGCGCUUUCACCCUAUGUUGGGAAAGUUUUCCGUUCGAAUUUGCCAGAUUUUCCGCCAGAAAUGCCCUAAGCAGACUUUACGAAACGAAAUUUAAACGAGUGAUGUCAAAUUUUAUUGCGAUGUACGAGCAUUAAAAAUUAUGACUUCUCAAUGAUUGUGAUGAAAAAUCCGAUUCUAUAAUAAUGAUAUUCGAAAUUCUAUGUCUCCUAUCAAUCCCACCUAUCAUUUCGCCCCAGGACAUAGACUUUCAGCCCACCUUGAACAUCCGUCAUAGAAAAUCGAGGAACAGGUAUUUAAGGAAUCAACCGCACACAGAUUUCUACCUCAACAACUCCUCCUUGACGAGCUUUCUAUCCAACAAUUCAGAACUUCACCCAAUUCGUGAUAACGACAUAUUCAUCCAGGAAACUCAACCGAAAAUCGAGCCUCAAAUGCUAACCGACGUCAAAAACUAUACAAUCGGAACCGCCAAAAAUAAAACUAGAAAAAUAACAGUAAACGUCAAUUCGAACAACUCCUGGAACAACAUGGAUAAAAGCAUGCUUUUCAUUGGAGAAAGAGCCUUGAAGAAGAAGGUUGAAGACAUAAAGAACGCCUCAACAAGCGACGAAGAUGAAGAAGAUGUGAAUGGUGAUGAAGAUGGUCUUUUUCAGACAGAGAAACCGUUUGAAAUCUUAAGACCUGGAAACGUAGAUAUUGUUACAAGAUUCCUGAGGAUCGUCGAGUCCCAGCAUCUCCUGGGAGAGAACUGCACAGCUGGUACUGAUUUGAAUCUUGGUGAAGGUGUUGUGGAUCGCUAUGCCCAAGAAAGAUUCAGGGUUGAAGCUGAUGUUGCAGUUAAUAGGGCCAAUAUGCUCACCAGACUUUGGAAAUAUGCGGGCAGAGAAGUGCUUAAAUCUGAGUAUUUGUUACACGCCUCAGUUUUCAGCAUGGUGGAGUUCGACGAUGAUAUUUUUGCUGCUGGCAAUUGUUACGAUCAACAUCAGUAUCAAGACUAUCUUUUAUUUUGUCCUUACGCGUACAGAUUACCUGAAGGCACCAUUCUAGUGAAGGAUUUGGCAGUGGAGUAUAAUUAUCUCAGCAACACGUCAGAAUGGUUUUACAUCGCCAGGAAAAACGCGGAAAAGGUCAUCAAGAACUACAACCAAUUCAGCAGAGGAUACAACACCUACACCUCCAACGGCAGCACUCACAGUGAGAAAGUUCCAGAUGAGAUUCUAUCUGUCCGUUACGAAGAUGGUAAAUGGUCCAAACCCUACUACGAUUGCGGUGGAGGAAACAUAUGGAUGUUGACCUACACAGUCCCUUUCUUCGGAUAUGCCAACAAUACCUACUUUUUUAAGGGAACCAGCGGAAUAGACGUGGAUCUACGGAGAGUCGACAUUGACCAAUGCCCUUUGCCCAAGGGAAGCACCCAGCUCAAUAUAUUCGCAGCAUCGGACAAAUGUAAAAAGAGGACGACAGAGUGCGUUCCCAUCCCCGGUCUAGGGUUCCGCAGAGGAAGCUACAAGUGCGUGUGCAAGCACGGAUUCUAUUUCCCGGACACUACCGCUGAGAAGAGAUACUACAAUGGGACAGUCAUAGAGGAGGAAUACGAAAAGUUGAUGAUAGGAGAAAAGAACAGAUAUGGCAAAUCUGGAAUUUUUGAAUGCCUACGAUGCCCCGAAGGAUGCGAAGCGUGUGAAGAUGACAGGCCUUGCGUUGUAUCCUUGAACUGGCUCCUGAGAUCAGUCAUCCUUGGGCUUUCCUGUGUCAUCAUUUGCUGCCUCCCGGUGGUGGUUAUAUUCACGUGGAAAUAUGGCAACGUCAAAGUUGUAAGAGCCGCCAGUCCGGUGCUACUGCGUGUCAUUACCCUGGGGGCAUUUUUCAUUUAUUGUACGAUAAUAGUUAUGUAUCCUAGGCCCAGUGUCUACACAUGUACUGCCAGGGUCUGGCUGAGAGAAAUUGGAUUUUCACUAACAUAUGGUGCACUAAUGUUAAAAACAUGGAGAAUUUCUGUUAUUUUCCGGGUGAGAUCGGCGAAAGCUGUCAAAAUCACUGACAUGAACCUCCUCAAACGCCUCGGCGUAAUAGUGGCCGUCUUCACGGUCUUCCUCGUUAUCAGAACUCUUGUAGCUCCACCUAUUGUCAUCGUUGGAAGGACAGCCGAUGACUUGAAAGCGUACCUGUGCAGGACGGACUGGUGGGACCACUCUUUCUCCACUAUGGAAGUCAUAUUCUUGGUGUGGGGUAUAAGAUUGUGUAUAGUAGUGAGAAAAGCCCCAUCCGAAUUCAACGAGAGCAAGUUCAUUUCUAUGGCUAUCUACAACGAGUUCUUGCUUUCUGUGUUUCUGAAUAUAUCAAUGUUGUUCCUGCAGAAGCCCGCGAAUCCAGAUCUUCUCUACAUAAUUUUUUUUUGUCACACUCAGCUCACAGUCACACUGUUACUAUGCCUGAUUUUCGGCAGUAAGGCCUACAUGGUGUUCAAACAUCAAGAGCCCAACGACGACGGUUCUGGUAUGAUGUCGAAAUCAACUACCUCCAAGUUCUUGACCAAACCGCGUUCUGCAAAUUCCCAAUAUACCAGCACGAAUUCAUCUAUGGGUGUGGCGGAGUACAUAGGAUGCUCCGAACAGGACGUUCAAGAGGAAUUCCUCAGGUUUUAUACGCAACUCGAAUUGCUCCGAGAGAAGAAUAUGAGAAUAGGUAAUCGACACCUUGCCUCGAAGAUAACUGCGAUGCAAGACGCCGCCAAAACCUACGAUAACGCCCCAACAACCGAUGCAACAACCUGUAGAAUUGCUCAACUGAACAACGCUCUUGCCCUGGCGCCUAUCGAUGAAAAUUCAGCCAAAUCCAAGAGAAUAAGCGUAUCUUUCGCUUCUGAACCGGAAGCGAACGGCGGCGCGUCUGUAGCAACUAAAGAAGGCUGUGACGUAGUGACAGAGGGUAGUUCGAGUAAAAACAUCGAACAUACCCCAAUCAUAGAGCUGACGCAAAAAGAAGAUAAGUCCAGUAGUCCCAACAGUGAUAGGAAUGGAAGAUGCCUCAAAUCUGGACACGCAAAAACCCAUGCGAUCGUCAUCAACUUGGAUGAUAAGAGCAGGUUCACGGAAGAGGUAACUGUGUAAAAAUUAGUUAGAAAACUCAAGAAGCUCGAAGAAAUGCAGUGUGAAUAAAAAGAUCAAAUUUGUUUUUGUUGCCUUUAUUGGAAAAUGUGAUUAUAUUUAAUAUUAAGGUUGUUUAAGAUGGUUUGCUCACGAUAUUUUGAUGUGCUCAACGCCGAAACUUUCCACUAAAUAAGGUCCUGCAAGACAUUGGCCUCCUAAAAUAAUUUCUGGACAAUAAGAAGGGAUAACUUUUUCUUCAUCCCUAUCAAGAAAACUAUUUUAAGUGUGCCAAUCUAAUAAUCUUUUUGAGACUUCUUACUUAGCCCCUGUAAGCAGACUCGAAAAUUAUUGAAUCUUGGAGAGGACCUCAGAAGAUUUGAACAUAUCUUUAAUGAAGCAUUGAACUAUAAGAUAUCAUGUUUUAUACCUGUCUUUCAAUUUGGAGAUAUCGUUAUAAAUAUUACAUUGUAAAAAAUAUGUAAAUAAUAUUAAUGUAAACUAUAAAGAAUUGCGACACAUGCAGUUGUUGCUGCUAUUGAUACCUGAUGUAAUGAUGUUGAUUCAAAUAAAUAUGAAUUGAACUUUCA